Molecule: messenger RNA, 2418 nt
Organism: Striga asiatica
Lineage: Eukaryota; Viridiplantae; Streptophyta; Magnoliopsida; Lamiales; Orobanchaceae
Source: the annotation of a GenBank genome assembly
UUGAACACCUCGAACCUUCCCCUCCCGCCGUUGCCGCCCCUACAGCAGCAGCCGCCGCCGCCAUCGAAAGCUUCCCCAAAAUCUUUUCCCCUCGAUUCUCUCCUCCAGCACCUUCUCCACAUUUCUUCGCCUGUCAAGUCUUCCCUGGCUUCUCCAGACGUCGUGCCGGCCCGUUUCAGGAGAGACGAUGAGAUCCCGAUUGCGAUGCCUAGAAUCGACGACAAAGUCACCGGCGAUGAUGGGCUUCUCGAUUUCCUUCCUCUGAAUUGUAAGUUGUUGCUGGACUCGAUCUUGGAACAGCCCGUUUCUAAUUUGGGGUCCCUUUUCGAUUCUAUGAAAUUUCAGCUGCUUGAGGAGGUCGAUUUGUUUGGGUUGUUGAAAGGUUUGGAUGUUUGUGGCGGUGCUGAGAGGGCCAUUUUGUUGUUCGAGUGGGUCGUGCUUAAUUUGGAUGUCUCGAAAAGUGAUAAAUUGGAUCAGAUCAUCGAGUUGAUGGUCUGGAUUCUAGGUAGGGAGUCUCAGCACUCGGUCGCCUCCAAACUGUUUGAUAAAAUUCCUUAUAAGGAUUUCUCACUCGACAUUCGGGCGUGGACAACCAUUCUGCACUCGUACUCGCGUAGCGGGAAGUAUGAGAAGGCAAUAGCCUUGUUCGAGUUCGUAAAAGGUCGAGACUUGCGCCCAACUUUAGUUACCUACAAUGUGAUGCUCGACGUUUAUGGAAAAAUGGGUUGUUCGUGGGAUAAAAUCUUGCACCUUCUGGACGAAAUGAGUAAUGUCGGGCUCGAAUUCGACGAGUUCACUUGUAGCACGGUUAUAUCCGCAUGUGGGAGAGAAGGUUUAUUGAAAGAAGCCAAGACUUUCUUCGAUGGGCUCAAGUUAAACGGUUACGUGCCAGGCACAGUAACUUAUAACUCGUUGCUUCAGGUUUACGGCAAGGCGGGUAUUUAUAACGAGGCCUUGAGCGUAUUAAAAGAAAUGGAGGAAAGUAACUGCCCACCAGACUCGAUCACUUACAACGAGCUCGUGGCUGCGUACGUGCGUGCCGGUUUCCACGAAAAAGGAGCAGCUUUAAUCGAUACAAUGACUCAAAAGGGCAUAAAACCGAACGUCGUGACUUACACAACAGUCAUCGACGCCUAUGGCAAAGCUCGCCGAGAAGACAAAGCUCUGGCCAUGUUCAGGCAGAUGAAGGAAUUAGGCUGUGUCCCGAACGUCUGCACGUAUAACUCCAUUCUUGGUAUGCUCGGGAGAAAGUCCCGUGUGGAGGAAAUGAUGGAGAUGAUCUCGGACAUGAAAUCGAACGGCUGUACCCCAAAUCGAGUCACUUGGAACACGAUGCUUACAAUGUGCGGGAACAAAGGCAUGCAGAAGCACGUGAACCGUAUUUUUCACGAGAUGAAGAAUUCCGGAUUUCAACCUGAUCGAGACACGUUCAACACGUUGAUUCGAACAUACGGGCGAUGUGGGAGCCAAAUAAACGCUACCAAAAUGCUUGAAGAAAUGAUAAGAGCUGGAUUUUCUCCUAGCCUCACGACUUAUAACGCGCUUUUGAAUGUCUUGGUCCAUAGAGGUGACUGGCGGGCUGCCGAGUCAGUUGUUUCGGACAUGAGGAGCAAAGGUUUCAAGCCGAACGAGGCUACACACUCGCUCAUGCUCCAUAGCUACUCGAGAGGCGGGAAUAUCAGGGGAAUCGAGAAAGUCGCCAUUGAAAUUUACGAAGGCCGGAUUUUCGCGAGCUGGGUGGUUUUGCGAGCUCUGAUUCUAGCAAACUACAAGUGCAGGUCAUUAGUGGGUAUGGAGAAGGCCUUUAAGGAGUUUUUGAAAAACGGGUACAAGCCCGAUUUAGUUCUGUUGAACUCUAUGAUCUCGAUUUUCGCACGGAACAAAAUUUACGAACGCGUGCACGAGAUACUGCAUCUUAUCCAAGAGAAUGGGUUGGAGCCCGAUUUGGUGACGUACAACAGCUUGAUGGAUGUGUAUGCAAGGUCAGGCGACUGUUGGAAGGCCCAAGAAGUUCUUAAUGGGCUUCUGGAGAAUAAUGUGAAGCCCGAUAUCGUCUCGUACAACACAGUCAUAAAUGGGUUCUGUAGGCAAGGGCUGAUGCAGGAGGCUAUGGGGAUUUUAACGGAUAUGACGGGUCGAGGGAUAAGGCCUUGCGUAGUUACUUACAAUACUUUUGUUGCGGGAUUUUCGAGGAGAGGGUUUUUCAAGGAGGUGGAUGAGUUUAUAAGCUAUAUGAUAGAGCACGAUUGCAGGCCGAAUGAGCGGACGUAUAAUACGGUUGUGGAUGGGUAUUGCAAGGCGAAAAGGUAUAAAGAGGCUAUGGAUUUCGUGUCGAGGAUUCGAGAGAAGGAUGUGUGGUACGGAGAAGAAGAUUUGCAGAGGCUGUUGGGUCGGGUCAGGGAAAAUAUGGAAUCUUGA